Molecule: messenger RNA, 3493 nt
Organism: Solea solea (common sole)
Lineage: Eukaryota; Metazoa; Chordata; Actinopteri; Pleuronectiformes; Soleidae
Gene: jhy
Product: junctional cadherin complex regulator
Exons: 8
Coding region: 337-2313 (658 amino acids)
Biological process (GO): axoneme assembly
Source: RefSeq, a predicted model, not a curated record
CUGAAGAGGAAAAAUGAGAUGAAUAAACCCGGUUAAUUUGUGAUGGGUGACUGCUUUGAUCUUCAAUGUCAGCAGGCACUAAGGAGACAAUUCCACAGCUGAUGUUUGACAUAAAAGGAAAUUGUCUAUUUAUAUCGAACCUUUCAUACAUAAUUCCUGAUCCUCACUCACUCAGACUAAUGGACGAUUAAAUACACAACAGCAUGGAUGCAAACUGCCAUCAAUCACCAAAUAAGAAGUUUAGCCUGCUGUUCAUUUUUGCAAUGAAAAUAUGCUUUCAAUAUAUUUACAAUGUUGGGUAAACAGGUCUCCAUGCAUCUAUGACCUAACCUAACCAUGGAGGAAACACAUGGACAGAUAGACCCAGAGGUGAAGGAUGAGCAGAGGAGACCGGUCACUCAGGCCAAGCAGUGGGAGUCCGUGGAGUCUAACACAGAGAGCUUGGCCCAGGAGCGUGCCUACCAACAGCAGCUUCCAGUGUGUGCCGACAGGGAGAAAACUGAGGUUUCCCAACAAGAUGACGGCGAAGAUGAAAAUCAGGGUUACGACAGCCUAGAGGAGUCGUCGGACCCCUAUGAGAGGAACUCCCGGCCCGUACAGACUGAAUAUUUGGACACACAGAUGGAUGAAAAAGAAAGAAGUCAGCUGCUCACCUCCUCUGACCUGUGCCACGACCCGAACCUGAGGGCCAACCUGAAGCAAAAUGGCCUCGUCUUCGAGAGGCUGCAGAUUCCUGCCGGGGAAAACAAUCAAGUCCCCAAAGAGGACGUUUCUGAGGCAGUGGAAAUAAAAGGGGGAUACAGGUAUAUCGUGGUUACAAGUCCGACUGAUGUGGCGACGCCGCAUAUAGCUGCCGGCAAGUCCAGUCAACCGUAUCACCUCCACCCAGAAGACGACCAGACGAGCACGUCCACGUCUUCCCACUGUGACAGCAGUGUUGCACAAGACAGCUCAGUGGAGAACAGUGGCACGUCGUACACAACGUCAGAGGAAUCUCAGACAGGAGACGUCCAGGAGACGUCCGCCGAGGUUUCAUCGAACAAAAAGCAACACAGGCGGGACAUAGUGGACCGCAACAAAAAGACCCUGGGGCGCAUUAUGCCCGAACGUGGCUCCUAUGUGAGGAAGCACGCGUUCAAGGAGGCGAUGACAGACGACAUGACGGAGGUGCUUGAAACUCUCGAAGACGCCACGACGGCACAAGACCGAAAACACGGCUCUGAGUCUGAGCACAACACACCUCCGUUGCCGAUAAGUGAGAGUAAGGAAUACCACAGCCCGUCUGGACAGCAGCAGCAGCAGCAGCAGCAGCAGCAGCGGCCUCCUGUCAUGGUCAAAGCCAAGAGAGGUUCCUUAAUACCACGGUCCACUGCCGUCUCUCAGCGUAAACCUCAGAAGAAACUGCCUUUACCCACCACCAUCAACGUCAACAUCAGCCUUAACAACACGUCCCAACUUCUGCCACUGCUCCAGCCGACCGACCAGGACGCCAUCGUCAACUUAGCGUCUCCUCACGGCGGUCCCCACUUGAGCCCCGUGUCUGAACUUUCCACAGAGUAUCAGCAGAAAGCAAGCCCGGGGAAGUCCUCCCACGUGUUGCGGGAAAAGCUAAACAUGGAGCGUAGCCCCGAACAAUGGCACAGUGUGUUGCAGUGGCCGUUAUCCUACGUGAAAGAGGUGCAGACUGAGCAGUUUACACAGAGUCUCCCCGAGACGCCGACCACUGCCGCCUCAUCGCAGAGCCGAGGCUCCUACAUGGUUCUUCCACCCAUAGGAAAGCAACUGACGGGCGGCGAGUCCAAGCUGUACUUCCACCAGAGUCUGAACACGGCCUACCUUAUCGACAGCCACAACUCUGAGAGCUACCUGCUUCGGAUGGAGAAGGAGAGGGUGUUGAGAGCGUCUUACAAGGAGGCACAAGUGUGGCAGAAAGGAGACAUAAACCAGCGAGACGUGCGCUCUGACUACACCAAUGUUGACAACAAAGCUGAGAAAAUGAAACGACAGAAGCUGUAUUCAAACGUGAUCCGCAACAUGAACAAAAACAUAAGUAGGAUUCCUUUUCUACCAGCCAAGGACCAGGAAGGCAGUGGCAGGAAGGUUCCCAGGGCGAAGGCCUUGGAAUAUGCCAAGACCAUAGCCAAACCUCGUGUAAAGCCUCAACUCAUCCAGAAGCAGGAGCACCAGCCUGAAGGCAUCGCUCAUCUCCUGCAGGGCUUAGACGUCUCCGAACUGGACAAGAUGGAACUCCUUAGAAAACGGCACGAAGAAGAAAAGAAGGCGGUGGCAUGCUUCAGAAAACAUGCUGUCUGAGGCAAGGUGCAGUUCACACAAUUUUUUCCCCCAAUCACUUUAAUGCAAUUUGCAAUUAAAUGGACAUUUAAAACACCUAAAUUACUCUGAUGCACUUGAAAGAAAUUGUUAAAGGUGUGUUUUGAAAAUUGGAUUGGAUCUGUGUCCCAAUUAAAAAAACUGACUAAGUUCUGAAGAACUGAUCUGCUGUGAUUUGACCUUACAAAAUAACACCAAAAACAUGUUUGAAAAAAAAGAAAAGUAAGGGGUUGGGCAGACUGCAUCCAUACUUGUAACAUUUAUUUAUAUAUAUAUAUAUAUAUAUAUAUAUAUAUAUGUAUAUAUAUAUAUAUAUAUAAGCAAAUAACUACAGCAGAGAGAAUCAGAUUCCUGUUUACAUCUUCACUCACACACUCAUUGUACCUCAAUGAUCGUUUUUAGGUGUUCUGUAUCGUCUAAUCGGUUUAAAUGUUUUAUUUUGCCACUUCUGUCUUGUGAAAUCCUCCACAUGUGCACACUUAAGUGUUAAGUAAUACACUAAUCAACCAAAUACUCAAGUUUUUUUGUUAGAAAAAGACGAGCUAAAGUGUCAAACGUAUACAAAUUGGUGUAGAAUGUAUCAGGUGAGCUUUUAGUCGCUGGUAAUUGUGUUCAUAAAACGACACAUGCUCAUAAAACUACACCUAAAAAUCACCUGAACUAACCUUCUGAGAUCUCUAUGGGACCAUAAGGACCCACCUUUUCUAUAUAUAUGCAGAUGUUUUUAUGUUACAUUUACAGUGAUUGAAGGGCGGUUUCACCCAUUUUUUUUGGUCAAACACGGUAAAGAGCAGUGUAGGGCUUUAUAUUUUCUUUAAAGGAAGUGACUUUGACUCUUUUUUUGUCAAUUUUAUAGAUUUUUUUUGUCAAUCCCAACUUCUUCUGUUCUCAGAUCCACUGUCUGAUGAUCAAAUAACACAUCCAUCUCUGGAAAUUGGUUAAAAACUGUAUAUUUUUUGGGGUGAAGUAGCCCUUUAAUAAUAUGUGUAUUAAUAAUAAUCAUAAUAAUAAUAAUAAUGAUAAUAUGUCAUUGGACGUAUGUAGAGGUAUGUACAGGAAGUCAUGUUACUGUGUGUUAGUGAAACCACACUGGGCUUCAUGAAAUUGUGCAAUAUCGCUGGCAUCUGUAAUGCUGCAUCACUGCCGCCUUCCUUUUCUCAAU